AUGUCGCAGGAAAGAGAGAAAGGCUCUCCUGCCGACACCACCCAACAACCCCUCUCACAACCUGCUCAUAGUCUCUCGUUUGAAGAUGUUAUCACAGAGCUCGGCACGAACUCCGAUGAUGGAUUGACCUCGGCGGAAGUCAAACAAAGACUGGAGAAAUAUGGCGAAAACAUGCUCGAAGGAGAUGAGGGUGUUUCUCUAGCCAAGAUCGUCAUCCGGCAGAUCGCCAAUGCCAUGAUGCUGGUCCUGAUCAUUGCUAUGGCCGUCAGUUUCGGCAUUCAGUCGUGGAUUGAAGGUGGUUUCAUUGCUGCCGUCAUCGGUUUGAACAUUGUCGUGGGAGUAUACCAGGACUACGCAGCGGAGAAAACCAUGGAUUCGUUGCGAUCCCUCAGUUCCCCCACCGGUGUAGUCUCCCGUGAUGGCAAGACCUCGACUGUUGCCGCAAAUGAAAUCGUUCCCGGUGACAUGGUCGAAUUGAAGGUCGGAGACACUGUUCCCGCCGAUGUCCGCCUUGUUGAAGCCUUCAACUUCGAAACCGAUGAAGCCCUCUUGACCGGCGAAUCCCUACCAGUACAGAAAGAAGCCGAAAGCAUCUUCGAUGUCGAAACCGGCCCCGGAGAUAGACUGAACAUCGCCUACAGCUCCUCAACCGUAACCCGAGGCCGAGCCCGCGGUGUUGUCGUCGGAACUGGUAUGCGCACCGAAAUCGGAGCCAUUGCACAGGCUCUCCGCGGAACUGAUUCCAAGCGUCGACCCGUCAAGCGCGGACCCGAGGGCGAGACAAAGAAGCGAUGGUACGUCCAGGCCUGGACUUUGACAACCACCGAUGCCAUUGGUCGGUUCUUGGGUACCAAUGUUGGAACACCGCUGCAACGCAAGCUGUCCAAGCUGGCUCUUCUCCUAUUUGCCAUCGCUGUGAUUUUUGCGAUUGUUGUCGCUGGCUCAAACAAUUGGCGCGGAGAUAGUGAAGUCAUCAUUUAUGCGGUCGCCACUGGUUUGGCUAUGAUUCCAGCUUGUUUGGUUGUUGUCUUGACUAUUACUAUGGCCGUUGGCACGAAGCAGAUGGUUCAGCGAAACGUCAUUGUUCGGAAGCUUGAUUCUCUGGAGGCGCUGGGUGCUGUCACCAACAUUUGUUCCGACAAGACUGGUACUCUCACACAGGGCCGUAUGGUUGCUAAGCGUGCAUGGAUUCCGUCACUGGGUACAUACUCUGUCGGUGCUUCCAAUGAGCCUUUGAACCCUCGCGAUGGUGAUCUGAGCCUUGUGCCCGAGCCACCCAUCCGGGUGGGACAAGAUAAUCUCGGCGAGGUUGCGUCUCCUGAUGAUCUCCUGAAAGACAACGACACUCUCAAGGACUAUCUCGAUGUGGCCUCCAUGGCCAACUUGGCUCACAUCCACGAGACAGCUAACGAUGGAUGGCAAGCUCGAGGUGAGCCUACCGAUAUCGCUAUUCAAGUCUUCGCAUCUCGAUUCAACUGGGGUCUGGACCGCUGGACCAAGGGCGAGAAGCCCACCUGGGCUCAGAAGGCAGAGUACCCCUUCGACUCGAGCGUCAAGAAGAUGUCUGUCAUCUUUGCUAAACGCCAGGAGGGUUCGGAGCACAAGCGUGAGAUGAUUUUCACCAAGGGUGCUGUGGAGCGCGUCCUGGAAGCCUGCACUACCAUCAAAUGGAAGGCCAAUAAAGAGCCUGUCCCUAUUGAUGAUGACAUUAAAGACGAUAUCUUGAACAACAUGGAGGCCUUGGCCAAGGAAGGACUUCGAGUCCUCGCGUUGGCCGGUCGGGAAAACACCUCACCGGCAGCGGAAGGUGGUGACCCUCUCCCCCGAGAGGAGGUUGAGAAAAACCUCUCAUUCUACGGUCUCAUCGGUCUUUACGACCCCCCUCGUCCUGAGACAGCCGGCGCCAUUGCUCAAUGUUACAAGGCUGGCAUUUCUGUGCACAUGGUCACCGGUGAUCACCCGGGUACUGCCCGGGCUAUUGCCGCCCAGGUUGGAAUCAUCCCUGCAAACAUGGAUAUGAUCGCCAAGGAUGUCGCGGAUGCCAUGGUUAUGACAGCAUCCGAAUUCGACAGGUUGACCGAAGACGAAAUCGACAGCUUGCCCACCCUGCCAUUGGUAAUUGCUCGCUGUGCGCCUAACACUAAGGUCCGUAUGAUCGAUGCUCUGCACCGUCGCGGUCGCUAUGUCGCCAUGACCGGUGAUGGUGUCAAUGACUCCCCCUCGCUCAAGCGUGCCGAUGUGGGUAUUGCUAUGGGUCAGAACGGCUCUGAUGUGGCCAAGGAUGCCUCCGAGCUGGUUCUCUCCGAUGACAACUUCGCCUCCAUCAUCAACGGUAUCGAAGAAGGUCGUCGUAUCUUCGAUAACAUCCAGAAGUUCGUUUUGCAUCUUCUGGCUGAGAACGUUGCUUUGGCUUUGACUCUGCUCAUCGGUCUUGCUUUCAAGGACGAAAGUAACCAGUCCGUCUUCCCCAUUGCUCCUGUUGAAAUUAUCUGGAUCAUUAUGAUUACCUCCGGUCUUCCCGACAUGGGACUUGGAAUGGAAAUUGCCGCUCCGGAAGUUAUGGACCGCCCUCCCCAAAGUAAGCAAGGUAUCUUCACAUGGGAAAUCAUCAUCGACACCCUCGUCUACGGAGUCUGGAUGGCUGCCCUGUGUCUGUCAGCCUUUGCACUCGUCAUGUUCCGCUGGGGCGAUGGAAACCUCGCCACAGGCUGUAACACCCAGUACAACGACCCCAACAAACCCUACACUUGCGACACUGUCUUCCGAGCUCGUGCAACAACCUUCACCUGCAUGACCUGGUUCGCCCUAUUCCUCGCCUGGGAGAUGAUGAACCUCCGCCGCAGUUUCUUCCAAAUGCAACCCGACUCGAAGCGCUACUUCACCCAGUGGAUGCACGACAUCUGGCGCAACAAGUUCCUCUUCUUCGGAAUCAUGACUGGUUUUGUCCUUGCUUUCCCCAUCCUGUACAUCCCUGUUAUCAACCACAGCGUGUUCAAGCACAGCAGUAUCUCAUGGGAAUGGGGUAUUGUCUUUGUUGAGACUGUGCUGUUCUUCCUUGGCAUUGAGAGCUGGAAGUGGUGCAAGCGUGUCUACUUCCGUCGCCAGGCGCGCAAGGCUGCCGAGAAGGGCGAGCAGCCUGGUGGUGAGCGCCGUGGACUGAGAGAUUUCAGCCGCUACAACACUAUGGAUCGGUCUGACACCCAGGCCAGCGACAUGAAGGUCGAGCAAUCCAUGGUCUAG
Messenger RNA from Penicillium olsonii, 3240 nucleotides. NCBI's taxonomy places the organism in Eukaryota, Fungi, Ascomycota, Eurotiomycetes, Eurotiales, Aspergillaceae. The record is from the annotation of a GenBank genome assembly.